GAACAAUUGUAACAACGGUCGUGAAAAAACCGCGGCAAAACUACUGCGCGCUUAUUCUAGCCAGAGCCAUGCCCAUUCGCGUCAAAUUAGAUAUUUUUAUUAUAAGUAACGAGGAGUUUAGUGUUUAGUUAUAUAUUACGAAGCGAGGUCAUACAUAUUACUAGAUAUAGCGUAGUAUUAACAAUUACUUCGAUUCGCAUACAACUACGGAAAAAUAGUUGAAAAAUUAUUUAACGGAAUAAACUCGAAAGUUAAUGUUCGAUUACGACAUGUUAAUGGUGAUGCCAAAAAUAAGGUCACGAUUAUUGGAUUUGUAAUCAGCAGUUUAAAAAAAAAAUAUGGAAGUCGAGGACAUAAUGUGCGACCAAAGCAUUUUAUGUCCAGAUGCAGUACAAUUUGAUACGAAGAUCUCUUAUUUGAUAAUUCCAGCUAGUAAACUAUGGGUAGCCAUCGAUUUAAUCGCCAGAUCAAUUUUACCGCCCAUUUCAACAGUUUGUUACACGGUCUUCAGAAAUCCGCAAGUAUUAUACCAAAAUGUUAGGAAUCAAAUAUUUCCAGCCAUAGUAGCGUUCAUAGCCAACAGCCUAUCGAGAUCUCUACCGUCCGUCCAAAAUAAAUCUAAUCCAAUAACUUUAACGAUAACCCAGGAUCAAGAUGGUUGCGAUAGGGCUAUUAUUACUGACGGUAACGAAUCAGAAGCUGAAAUGUCAGAAAAGUCGGUAGAGUGUAUGAUACUUUUUGAACCUGAAGAAAUUGGUAUUGACGUGAUAUUUAUUCAUGGUUUACAUGGAGGAAUAGAUAAAACAUGGAAACAAGGUGUUUGGAGAACAAGCCAACAUAAGUUGACCAAUCAAACACCAGUAAGGCGGCUAUCCAGUACUGGCGAUUAUUACGUACCUACCAAAAAUCAAUCGCCGCUUAAAAGGACUUUAUCAAAUAUUUAUUCUAAAAUACCAAAUAAGAUAGCUAGAACAGAAGAAAACGAUGUAGAUAAUAGGGACGAUGAUGAGGAAAUAAAAACGGAAGAUUUUAGUCCUUGCUGGCCGAGAGAUUGGAUUCCAAAAGAUUGCCCUAAUGCUAGAGUAAUUGCUUUGAAUUACACUACAGAUAUAUUGUGGUGCCCUACGUGGAUGAAAAAAAGGAAAAGAACGAAUCUGAUAGAGCGAAGUAAUGAAAUGAUUGAAGAACUGAUCAAGAUUGGAGUGGGAAGGAAACCAAUUAUGUGGGUCGGUCAUUCUAAAGGCGGACUAUAUAUUAAGCAGAUAAUGAUUAACGCUUUUGAUAACAAUGAAGAAAGGCUUGAAGUACAAAAAAUAUUCGAUCAGACUAAAGCAAUCAUGUGGUAUAGUGUACCACACAGAGGUUCUAGUUUAGCAGAUUUUACAUUACCGCUUUUAAGAAGAAGUGUAGAAUUAAUAGAAAUGCAAAGAAACUGCUACUUUCUACUGGACUUACACAAGCGAUUUUUGGAGAUUAUUGAACAAGAAAAAUCGGACAUAGAUAUUUUUAGUUUUAUCGAGACGUCUUUUACUUUAAUGUCAUUUCUUUUUUUAAAAAUUGUAGCGUACCAAUCAGCAGAUCCGGAAUUUGGCAUAAAAUGUGAUGUACCUCUGGAUCACCGAGAAAUAUGCAAACCCGCUGGCCGAGAUUGCUUUCUAUAUUUAGAAUUAAUAAAAUUUUUGCAAAAAUAUAAGCAAGAUUGACAUUAUUUUUAAGUUAAGUUAUGAAUGUGUACAGGAAAGUUAAUCUGUAAAUAUGAAAAGUGAUACCUAUAUGAG
Molecule: messenger RNA, 1778 nt
Organism: Psylliodes chrysocephalus
Lineage: Eukaryota; Metazoa; Arthropoda; Insecta; Coleoptera; Chrysomelidae
Source: the annotation of a GenBank genome assembly